Messenger RNA from Cephus cinctus (wheat stem sawfly), 566 nucleotides. RefSeq lists its product as uncharacterized. Lineage: Eukaryota; Metazoa; Arthropoda; Insecta; Hymenoptera; Cephidae. The record is from RefSeq and is a predicted model, not a curated record. The transcript is spliced from 2 exons. Bases 28 to 360 code for a protein of 110 amino acids.
AAUCACAAAUAAAAUUUCGAAAUCAGCAUGGCGCACCUUAUUUCCAGUAACGCACAAGUUUACCUGCCUCACGCUUUAGCAUCCGCCUUUAUACGUCAUUUGCAAUUUCGCAACCCCUUUGCCAGGUUGCUGAAGCUGAAACCGAGUUUACAAAUAAGCGCGAAGUACGCGUUAAGGGUAGAAAUCCUGAAAGAAGGAAAAUUGUCCGACAUCGGUCUGGAUGACGUCCCAGAUUCGUCAGAUGACGAAGAGAUGAUACUCUGGAUGCGGGGAACUCUAGCGGACAGUUCUCCACGCUUUGAAACAACUUAUGCCAAUGAAUAUGAUGAUAAUGGACGCCUUACUGACUCGUUACGUUGAGUAGUUGCAGCUUCAGCGUAGCUGGUGCUUUUGAAGUAGAAGAGAGAGGGGGGAAGUUGGGUAGGGGGUGCUUUGUAUUUUUUGAUUUUAGUAAGCAUGCAUGAUAAAGGAUGCUGCGAGUCGAGUGACGAGACAAUGAACCAACUUUUUGGAAUAACCAAGAAUCGCCCGCUUACGUACCAUCUCCUUCGUGCGUUCGUAAAAAG